CUCACAGGGAAAUGUGUUCCCUUCAACGCCACCCUCAGCAUGUGUGAGAUUAAAGGCUGGUGUCCUGCUGAGAUUGACACCAUCAAGACGACACCAAUGAUGGAAGUUGAAAAUUUCACCAUCUUUAUUAAGAAUAGCAUUCGUUUCCCAAUUUUCAACUAUACCAAGGGGAACUUCCUCCCCACCAUCACUGGAAACUACAUCAAGACAUGUAACUUUGACAUGGUCAACAAUACCUACUGCCCCAUCUUCAGGGUGGGAGACGUGGUCCGCUACGCUCAGCAGAACUUCACCAAUUUGGCGAGCAAG
Cynoglossus semilaevis (tongue sole) is the source of this 309-nucleotide messenger RNA. Its product is annotated as P2X purinoceptor 3-like. NCBI's taxonomy places the organism in Eukaryota, Metazoa, Chordata, Actinopteri, Pleuronectiformes, Cynoglossidae. The record is from RefSeq and is a predicted model, not a curated record. Gene Ontology annotation, molecular function: extracellularly ATP-gated monoatomic cation channel activity. The annotation marks the transcript as partial. Gene Ontology annotation, biological process: calcium ion transmembrane transport. Gene Ontology annotation, cellular component: plasma membrane. The transcript is spliced from 3 exons.